Messenger RNA from Boeremia exigua, 1409 nucleotides. RefSeq lists its product as uncharacterized. The transcript has a single exon. Gene Ontology annotation, molecular function: hydro-lyase activity. Lineage: Eukaryota; Fungi; Ascomycota; Dothideomycetes; Pleosporales; Didymellaceae. The coding region runs from base 308 to 1327 and encodes 339 amino acids. The record is from RefSeq and is a predicted model, not a curated record.
GGGACGUGGGCGCCAUUGUGGUGUGUGGUGUGGAGAGAGAAUUGGAGAGGUGAGGUUGGGAUUGGACAGUGCGGUGACGUCAUGGUGCGAUGUCGCGACGGCUAGAUGCGGCGUGGACGGGGGAGGUAGUUCGGGCGCGCCCUAUGAGUACUGGGACUCCAUCUGGCGCUGGGGAUAUAAGAAUGGCGGAUUCAAGGCUUGGGAAUAAGCAGACGUAGCAUUGAGCUGCCAGCCCCCGGAUUCCUAUAACUGUCCCUCCAAUAUUCACACAGCACCACCAGGUCUCGCCCCAACAACACCCGCAACCAUGUCCUCCUACUGGAUCAAAACAGAAGACUGGCACACCGCCGGCGAACCCUUCCGCAUCGUCUCCACCCUACCCCCCGACACCCUCCCCUCCUCCCCCACCGUCGCCCUCCGCCGCCAAGCCAUCCUCUCCACCCCCCACCACCCCCUCGACACCCUGCGCCGCCAACUCUGCCACGAGCCCCGCGGCCACGCCGACAUGUACGGCGGCUUCCUGACGCCCCCCGACGACGCAGGCGCGCACUUCGGCGUGCUGUUCUGGCACGCCGACGGCUUCUCGACCGCGUGCGGCCACGGCACCAUUGCGCUGGGGUACUGGGCGGUGAGCACGGGGGUGGUCAAGGCGGCGGGCGACGGGGUCGUGGAUGUCGUGGUCGACGUGCCGAGCGGGCGGGUAGUAGCGCGGGUAGGCGUCCAGGGGGGCCGGCCGGUGCACGCGGACUUUGUGAACGUGGCGAGCUACGUGCUGGCACGGGGGUUGGGGGUUGAGAUCCAGGGCGGGCGAGUCGAGGUGGAUCUGGCGUUUGCGGGCGCGGUGUAUGCGACGCUAGACGCGGCGCAGGUCGGGCUGCGGGUGCAGCCGGGGAAUGCGAAUCGGUUUGUUGAGUUGGGCAGGGAGGUCAAGAAGGCUCUGGGGCAGCGGGCGCACUAUGGCGAUUAUGAUUGCUAUGGGGUGAUAUUCUACCACGAGGAUGAUGCGGGUGCGGAUCCGGUAAGGCAGACGAACGUCACGGUCUUCGCGGACGGCCAGAUUGACCGCUCGCCGUGCGGGUCGGGGACGGGUGCGAGGCUGGCGGUGCUGCUGGCGGAGGGGCGGCUGGGGGCUGGGCGGUCGAAGCUGAUACACGGCUCGAUUGUGGGGUCGACGUUCGAGGGCGAUAUCGUGUCAGAGGAGACGAGUCCGAUUGAGGGCGGUGCUCCAGCGUGCAUACCGCGAGUGCGAGGCUACGCGAAUCUGGUUGGACGGAUGGAGUUUUUCAUCGAUCCAGAGGACCCGGUGCUGCCGUUUACACUACGGUGAAUUCUUGGAUCAAUAAAAGCCUGCCGUGUUUUUAAAUUUUUAUCAAAUUGACUUCAAUUAAAAGGCUUUUGCAGCAGCACCC